Molecule: messenger RNA, 771 nt
Organism: Lactuca sativa (garden lettuce)
Lineage: Eukaryota; Viridiplantae; Streptophyta; Magnoliopsida; Asterales; Asteraceae
Product: homeobox-leucine zipper protein ATHB-52
Biological process (GO): positive regulation of DNA-templated transcription
Cellular component (GO): nucleus
Molecular function (GO): DNA-binding transcription factor activity, RNA polymerase II-specific; sequence-specific DNA binding
Source: RefSeq, a predicted model, not a curated record
CCUACCCUUUCCAUAAAUAGAAACAGCCCGCUCACACUCAUGCCCACAAGGCCACAAUCACCCCCUACCCCUCAUCUCCUCUCAAUCAUGAAUCACUCAACUUACCAUAAUCAGAAACCCAACCCAAAUAAACCCAAUAAACACACCACCAAAAGACUCACCGAGGAUCAAGUGAGAUUACUUGAAUCAUAUUUCGACUCAAGCAAAAAGCUGGAGCCGGAUCGAAAACAUCAGCUUUCGCGCCAGCUUGGAAUUCCUCCAAGACAAAUAGCCAUCUGGUACCAAAACAAACGGGCUCGUUGGAAGAACCAGAGUCUGGAGCAUGACUACACCAUGCUCCAGCUUCAACUGGAGGCCUCGGUGCUCGAGACAAAACACCUCCAAAAAGAAGUCGAUUAUUUGCGAACAGAGCUCAACAAGGUACAAUCAGAACAAGCACGACACAACAGAUACUACAACAAUGAUUAUCAACCUCUCAUGGAUUCUUCAUUCUCUAGAUGUGGUGAUGAUGUUGGAAGCUCUUCCAAAAGCUUAGAAGAUGAUACGGAACAUUUAUGUGGUUUCGGGAAACAAGUUUUCGAUGCUGCAGAGAUGUACACCGCAGCACGUAUGAUGGGCAUGGAUAUCUUACAUUUUUAGGUUGAGAAAUAAUGUAUUUUAUUUUAGUAAUAUUUCAUGGUUUACCAGGCAGGUUUUCGACUAUAAUCAUCUUAAUCUUGUGUGCAGAUAUUGUAUUAUAUAUAUAUAAAAAAAUCCUAUAACAUUCAUGUA